UGCCCCACAAAAGUAUAACCAAAACUCUCAUCCAUCAGUUGGGUUAGUUAUACCUCACGGUACAAGCGGCAGUUGCGCCAAGAAUCACGAACCAAAUUCAUUCACGCCCAACAUUUUCAUUACCAAUAUUUGGGCAAUACCACUUUCUUUAUUAACACUAAAUUGUUGUGCCAUAAUAACACUCUUUCACAUCCUGUAAUAAUUACACUAAUUACACAUUAAUUAAUACUAAUCGAAAUUAUUAGAUAAAUCAAAAGGGUGGUGUAUAAAUAUAGCAUUUAUUCCCUUUAUUUCACCACAAAUUAAGCUACGUACGUGCUCCCUUUAAAUUUUCCCUCUUCUCUCUUCAAAGAAUAUCAACCUUCACAAGAUAUACCACUUCUUCAUCUCUCUCUCUCUAGAUCUCUCUCUCUCCUCUGUUCUUGCAGGACAGGAGAGAGAUCGAAAUGGAAUUUGCUCAAAAAUAAACUCUUCAAAUACUUUCCUUUCAGAAUUUCUCGUAAUCGUUUUUUGAUUCUCCGCUGCAAUCAUGCAAGAAAUCCAGAGUAACAAAGAGAAACAUCUCAAAGAAGAUGCUGCAAAAGAGAAUCAUCAACAAACCACAGAAGAUUCCUUAAUCCGAAACAAAUACGAGGAAUCUUCCGACACGAACGAGACGAAAAAUCAAGAAACCGACGAUGAAUCCUCUCCCAGGGGCGUUCUGGAGAUACCCAUUACGGGUUCGGGCUCGGGCUCGGAUUCGGAUCAGGGCAGCAGUGCUAUUGACCGGAGCGGAAGUUUCGGGAGCGAGAAAUCGACGGCGGCUGAGAGUGGGGUUGCGAUGGCAUGGGAUAUGAGCUACGGCACGGCGCUGCAAUGGAAGAAAAUGUUCGGCCAGAUGAAGAAAAAGACUCCCAUGAAAUUCUCGACUAUUCCUUUGCUCGCAGGAUACGGUUACGAUCUGUCCAAGAAGGCUUUCCGGCGGCCGCUUGGCCGGAAUCACAGCGCCGCCGACGCUAUCGAUUGUGGGGAGUUUGUUGUGCCUAAGCCUUCUUGGAGGAACUUCACUUAUGAGGAGCUUAAGCAAGCUACUGACGAUUUUAGCCCUGAGAAGUUAAUUGGGAAAGGGGGGCAUGCUGAAGUGUACAAAGGGCUCUUACCAGACGGCCAAGUUGUAGCCGUGAAGAAAAUAAUCAAACAACAAAAGAACGACGAAGAUAAAGUUGGCGACUUCUUGUCCGAACUUGGAAUCAUAGCUCACAUCGACCAUCCAAAUACUGCCAAAUUAAUCGGCUUUAGUGCCGAUCGUGGUUUGCACCUUGUUCUCAAGUUCUCUCCACACGGAAGCCUCGCCACCGUAUUACAUGGUUCCGACGAGAAUUUGGAAUGGAAAAUAAGGUAUAAGGUGGCUAUAGGUAUUGCCGAAGGGUUGCAAUAUCUGCAUUGCGACUGCCAAAGACGUAUAAUACAUAGAGAUAUAACGGCCUCGAAUAUAUUACUCUGCGAAGAUUAUCAACCUCAGAUAUCCGAUUUCGGACUAGCAAAAUGGCUACCGGAGAAAUGGUUGCACCAUGUCGUUUCUCCAAUUGAAGGCACUUUUGGGUACAUGGCUCCGGAAUAUUUCAUGCACGGUGUAGUUCACGAGAAGACCGACGUGUUUGCCUUUGGAGUUCUCUUGCUUGAGCUUAUAACGGGUCGUCGAGCAGUUGAUUCUAGCCGACAAAGCCUUGUGAUGUGGGCAAAACCACUUCUGGAGAAGAACAACGUCAAAGAAAUAGCGGAUCCUAAGUUAGGAGAAGAUUACGAAGUUAUAGAAAUGAAACGUGCAAUGUUUGCAGCUUCGAUAUGCAUACACCACUUACCCAACAUGCGGCCGAACAUGACUCGAGUUGUUCAGGUGUUAAGAGGUGAGCAUGAAGCAGUAGACAUGAAGCAAAAGUCGAUGGGAAUGAGAGCGUUGCUUUGGGACUCGUGUGACUUGGAGGACUACACUUCUACCACGUACCUUAAGGACUUAAGUCGACAUAUGGAACUAGUUAUGGAGUAAUCCGUAAUUAUCUAUAAAAAAAAAUCGGGGAUAUUUUUUUCCUCGUGAAAAAGAUCGAUGGAUUGAACUUCUAAUUACUCUGAUCUAGUAAAAGGGUAUUAUGGAAAGUGUAUUUAGUUUUUAUGCAAUUGUUUUUUUAAUUUUUUGGUUUUUUUGUUUUUGUUUUUCUUAUUAUUAAUCUUCAAGUGUUGUUGCUUGCCUACUAUGUAGUAGCUGAGAAGAAAAGUGGUGCUAAAAAUAUUUAUAAAUAGAGUAUAUAUAUCAAAGAGUAGUAGUAAUUUUAAAUGUC
Molecule: messenger RNA, 2315 nt
Organism: Erythranthe guttata (spotted monkey flower)
Lineage: Eukaryota; Viridiplantae; Streptophyta; Magnoliopsida; Lamiales; Phrymaceae
Product: receptor-like cytosolic serine/threonine-protein kinase RBK1
Biological process (GO): protein phosphorylation
Molecular function (GO): protein kinase activity; ATP binding
Source: RefSeq, a predicted model, not a curated record